Messenger RNA from Carassius auratus (goldfish), 2341 nucleotides. Its product is annotated as protein Wnt-7b-like. The transcript is spliced from 4 exons. Bases 494 to 1543 code for a protein of 349 amino acids. Gene Ontology annotation, molecular function: cytokine activity; frizzled binding. Gene Ontology annotation, cellular component: extracellular region. The record is from RefSeq and is a predicted model, not a curated record. NCBI's taxonomy places the organism in Eukaryota, Metazoa, Chordata, Actinopteri, Cypriniformes, Cyprinidae. Gene Ontology annotation, biological process: positive regulation of JNK cascade; canonical Wnt signaling pathway; neuron differentiation.
UGCAAUGGACUUACAGCCAAUUUCAUUAUGAAAGGGAGGGCUGAGCCUCGAUGCCUUUCAUUUGCAGUCCGUGCAGCCGAAGCACGUGCUUCCUAGUGUAAAAGGCUCUCAUCUGUGAGAGUAAAGCUGAAGGGGCGUGGAUAAAGGCUUGAGUUACCUGCCCUAGACUUUCACCUGCGGAGGAAUGGAAAGAAUUUACCAAACCACCACCACCAGCAGCAGAAGCAAGUCAAGUGAACCUGGAACAUAAAACCAUCGGCGAGAGAGAAGACGAGGACCUCGACGCACACCUGAAACAUUGGACUCGCUCCUGCAUGAGAACACAGCGUGUGUAAGCCUCAGAGAACGAGACGGCGAAGCAUCGCAGAGAGAGAGCUGACCCCUGACCAUGGCUCUCCGGGAACCAGAAAGACCCGUGGGAGAGACAGAAGGAGCGUGUUUACCUGUGCAGGUGGAGCGGAGUGACCGAUGUGAGCUGCACUGACCGGACACCAUGCUCAGACCCCGACGCUUCUGGAUCUUUAACGUGCUCCUGUGUUUCGCCAUCAUUUAUUCUCGACUCGGGGCUCUUUCCUCUGUGGUGGCCCUUGGUGCAAACAUCAUCUGCAAUAAGAUCCCGGGUCUCGCCCCCCGCCAGCGAGCCAUCUGCCAGAGCCGGCCGGACGCCAUCAUCGUGAUCGGAGAGGGGGCACAGCUGGGCAUCAACGAAUGCCAGUAUCAGUUCAGAUUCGGCCGCUGGAACUGCUCGGCGCUCGGCGAACGCACCGUCUUCGGACAGGAGCUGCGAGUAGGCAGCAGGGAGGCGGCAUUCACCUACGCCAUCACCGCCGCUGGGGUCGCCCACGCAGUGACCGCAGCAUGCAGCCAGGGCAAUAUGAGCCAGUGCGGCUGCGACAGGGAGAAACAGGGCUACUACAACCAGGAGGAGGGCUGGAAAUGGGGCGGAUGCUCAGCGGACAUUAAAUACGGCAUCGAGUUUUCCCGGAAGUUUGUGGACGCCCGGGAGAUUAAAAAAAACGCCCGACGGCUGAUGAACCUUCAUAACAACGAAGCUGGCCGAAAGGUCCUGGAAGAGCGGAUGAAGCUGGAAUGCAAGUGUCACGGCGUCUCGGGCUCCUGCACCACCAAAACCUGCUGGACCACGUUACCCAAGUUCCGCGAGAUCGGCUACAUCCUGAAGGACAAGUACAACAAAGCGGUGCACGUGGAGGUGGUCCGCGCCUCUCGCCUGCGACAGCCCACCUUCCUCAAAGUGAAGAAGACACACGGUUAUCAAAAGCCUUUAGAAACAGACUUGGUCUACAUCGAGCGCUCGCCCAACUACUGCGAUGAGGACGCCAAAACGGGCAGCGUUGGGACGCAGGGGCGGCUGUGCAACCGGACAUCGCCGCACACGGACGGUUGUGACCUCAUGUGCUGUGGGCGGGGCUACAACACGCAUCAGUACACCAAAGUGUGGCAAUGCAACUGUAAAUUCCAGUGGUGCUGUUUUGUGAAAUGCAACACCUGUAGCGAGAGGACGGAGGUGUUCACCUGCAAAUGAAUCGGUUGCACAGCAGAAUAUAUUCGCUUUAAGAGUUGAAAUACGAGCCCAGAGGUACGUGCACUGACUCGCGCUAAAGGACUGCAGGAUGCUCGCCGAGCAUGCUGGGAUUUGUAGUUUGGGACUCGGCGUCGUCUCAAAUGCCACGGAGGAACUCGUCGAAGGAGCUCAACGCAAAUCGAGGAUUUUUAUUUGUAAUGCCAACUGGAAUCUGUUAGAGUAUGUUAGCUAUCCAGUCACACUGGGUCUGUCUGUUUGAACACUGAAAAUAAAUUAUUAUGUAUUAUAUGUCAUAGUCUCCUAAGGAACCGAAGCGCUAACGGGUAGAAAUGUGUUUAUUUUGUACGAAGUGUAAACCAAGAGAAAGACUUCGUAGAAGCUUGUGAUUGAAAACUGAAUGUUUGAUGGCUAAAGAUGAGCUGACUUCCGAAACCACUGUCGUAUUUUUGUUUUUGGUCAGCUGACGCAUGUUAACAUCUUUGCUGUAAUCUAGCCGUAGUUCUCCGUGAGGAAUGCGGUAGACGUCCGGGCCACUUUUCUUUUUCCGACUUUGCUAAACCAUCUGUAUGAGUCAAGAGAUCCUUCCUCAGUUCCUGAAAUGUGGAAAGAAUAUAUUUCUAGAUAUGUUACAGAGACAUGCUGCACUGAUAUAUUUUCUAUUCAGAUACGAUGAAUUUAAAAGUAAAAUAAAUGAAUAUCAAGUUGACUGACAUCUGGGGUGUUUUUGCAGGAAAAAAAAUAACUAUUUGGGAAUCUGGGGUCUGAAACCCAUGUGUUAUAUAUUAUAUUGGUAUAAUA